AUGGUUGCAGAAUAUCUUACCAUCCGGAACCUAACGUCGACACCAGUUGUAUUGGAGCAAAUUUCAGCCGCUGAGUGUGCAUCCCAAAACGUGGAGUAUUCCGACCGCCAGGACGUCUCCAUUUGUAUAGAGCCGUUUGAAUCGGUGGAAACAGGCAUUCGUGCUUUUGACAAGUCAGAUAAGGAACGACUGCAACUGAUAUUCGACGUAGAGGGUGAGAAGCACCAGUUUCAAACCUCUGUACCCAGCAAGGACUAUGAAACAUCGAAGCCAUUGGCCGAUAACCUCCGUUUCCAAUUCACUGGCAUUUAUGUUAGGCCCGAAUCUUAUUUUGCCAUAUAUUCCUCCGCAAACCCCAAUGCAUGGAUGCGUGAGCUGAAAGACGAAACAUACAUCUCUGCCCUUUCUAUCCCCGGAACUCACAAUUCACCGGCAUGUCAUCUAGCCGCACCCUCGGUUCGCUGCCAGGCUGUCAGCCCACGAAAGCAAUUGGAAAACGGCGUCCGGUUUUUCGAUGUUAGAGUACAACCGCAAUUUCCCGAUGAUCCGGAUAAGGAUAACCUGAUUCUUGUCCACGGUGCAUUCCCCAUCUCACUUGCAGGACAUAAAUACUUCCGCGAUCUCACAAUAGAGAUUGAAUCAUUCCUCGAUUGCAAUCCUUCUGAAACUCUCAUCGUGUCUCUCAAGCGCGAAGGGCCUGGAAGCCAUACUGAUGCCCAACUUAGCCGAAUUCUCCGUGACCACUACGCUCGAGACGGAAGCCCGUGGUACACGGAGCCUAGAAUCCCCAGUUUAGGAGAAGUGCGAGGUAAAAUCGUGCUGAUCCGGCGCUUUGAACUUGAGGAGCGAUUGACGAGAGAAUGGGAUGGACGGGGCUGGGGCAUCAAUGGCGAAGGCUGGGAGGACAAUACGCCAUUCGCGAUUUGUCCCAGUGGAGACAUCUGCGUCCAAGACUUCUACGCAGUUCUUGAGAAAGAAAAAAUUCAGCAGAAAAUUGACUAUAUUAAUGCUCAUUUGAGGAGGACGGCUGAACUGUGUUAUCCAUUUGGGGUCAUUGGGAAAGACGGAGCGAAUGAUGGCGAUGAGAAUCGGAAGUUCCCCUUUUAUAUAAACUUCCUUAGUGCGAGCAAUUUUUGGAAUUUACAGACUUGGCCUGAGAAAAUUGCUGCGAGUAUCAAUCCUGCCACGGUGGAUUACCUAUGCCGAAGACAUCGUGGGGAGAAGGGGGAUUGGUCUACCGGUAUUACGGUGUGUGAUUGGGUUGGAUUGGAUGGGGACUGGGAUCUGGUCAGGUGUAUUGUCGGAAUGAACACCAGGCUCAUGAUGAGGCAAAGAUAA
Molecule: messenger RNA, 1338 nt
Organism: Paracoccidioides brasiliensis Pb18
Exons: 2
Coding region: 1-1338 (445 amino acids)
Biological process (GO): lipid metabolic process
Molecular function (GO): phosphoric diester hydrolase activity
Source: RefSeq, a predicted model, not a curated record